Molecule: messenger RNA, 1173 nt
Organism: Aureobasidium vineae
Lineage: Eukaryota; Fungi; Ascomycota; Dothideomycetes; Dothideales; Saccotheciaceae
Source: the annotation of a GenBank genome assembly
AUGCCGUAUGCGGCCAAUGCUGCAGCAGCCAACUUCUUAGUCGCGAUCCUGAUUCGUCAAGAUUACAUUUUCAACAUGAUCUUUCGCGUUUGCCAACUGGUGCCACUGUCAGCACCACUACGAUUGCGCAGAGUCCUGGCUAAAGUUUACGAACAUGGUGGCAUGCAUUCUGGAUGCGCAAUGGCUGGGACUAUGUGGUUCAUCCUUCUAACCGUCCUCAUUGUCGUCAACUUUGAGACCGGCCGGAUCAUCCACACGCCUCUUGUACCGAUCUUUACCGUUCUGUUGCUCAUCAUAUUUCUUGUCAUGUGCGUAUUUGCACAUCCGGCUAUCCGUCACAAGUUCCACAAUUCUUUCGAGUUCACCCACAGAUUUGCUGGCUGGUGUUCAAUUGUCGUAUUCUGGGUCGACCUUGUUCUCAUCGCCGACACCGUUCGUGUCCAGAACAUUAACAGUCCCGAGCCGCUUGGCAUUGCUCUGGUCAAGCUUCCUGCUUUCUGGUUCCUCAUCAUCAUGAGUGUGCACAUCGUCUUGCCUUGGCUUCGUCUUCGCAAAGUCGCUUUCACUGCCGAGCGUUUGUCAGAGCAUGCCAUCCGUCUGCACCACAAAGAGCAUAUGGGUCCGUAUCGUGGCAUCGCGAUCGCUGAGUCACCUCUCGGCGAAUGGCACCCCUUUGCCUGUUUCCCCGACGGUGAUGGCGUGAACAACAGCAUUAUGAUCAGUCAUGCCGGAGACUGGACACGCAGAACCAUCGAUAACCCCAAGUCUCACUACUACGUCAAGGGCGUCCUCAAAACCAAUGUCUUGAGUAUGGCGUCCAUCUUCAACCGCGUCCUGCUCGUCACCACCGGCACAGGCAUUGGCCCUGCUCUUUCCUUCGUCGCCGAGCCCAGCCGCAAAGGUCAGUGCCAGGUCUUGUGGGUGUCAUCAUCACCUGAAAAGACCUUUGGCCAGCCUUUGAUUGACUGGGUGUACACUCUCAAUGGCAAUGCGAUCGUGUGGGACUCGAAGAAAGACGGUCGUCCUGACAUGGUUGCUCUGACGUUGAGGCUGUACAAGGAGAUGAACGCUGAAGCUGUCUUUGUUGUGAGCAAUCCCAAGUUGACCAAGAAAUUGGUUUAUGGAUGUGAGAGUCGGGGUGUUCCAGCAUACGGACCCAUCUUCGAUUCAUAG